Molecule: messenger RNA, 3346 nt
Organism: Eutrema salsugineum
Lineage: Eukaryota; Viridiplantae; Streptophyta; Magnoliopsida; Brassicales; Brassicaceae
Product: dentin sialophosphoprotein
Exons: 7
Coding region: 152-3112 (986 amino acids)
Biological process (GO): protein transport
Source: RefSeq, a predicted model, not a curated record
CUUCUUCGGUGAAGGUCAUUUUCCUAAGAUCACAAAUUUUCUUCUGAUCUCCAACACAAAACCUUAAAUCUCUUUUCUUUUCUUCAGAUUCAAUUGUGUACUCGGACACUCCAGGCUUCAUUUCUGUUCGUUGGUCUUUUCAAGUUUCUCCAUGAAGAAGGUGCUUCAUCGAAGUUUUAAGCCUGCGAAAUGCAAAAUUGCUUUACAAAUGGCGACUUCGCGCCUGAAAAUACUGAAGAACAAAAAGGAUACACAGAUUAAGCAAUUGAGGAGAGAACUGGCUCAAUUGCUCGAGUCUGGGCAGAUUCAGAGUGCAACAAUUCGGGUGGAACAUGUGGUGAGAGAAGAGAAGACAGUUGCUGCUUAUGAGCUCGUUGGUAUAUAUUGUGAACUUCUUGUUGCUCGUUUGGGUGUGAUUGACUCACAGAAGACCUGCCCUAAUGAUCUCAAGGAAGCGGUUGCGAGUGUCUUGUACGCUUCCAAAAGGCUAUCAGAUGUCGCAGAGCUCGCUGAUAUCGUUAAGCAUUUCUCUGCCAAGUAUGGAAAAGAUUUUGUCUCAGCUGCUAUUGGGUUGCAACCAGAUUCUGGUGUGAGUCGCUUGUUGGUGGAUAAAUUGUCUGCUAAAACUCCUGAUGGUCCAACGAAGAUGAGAAUUCUAAUGGAGAUUGCUACGGAGCAUAAUGUAACUUGGGAAGCAGAAUCUUUGGCUGAAUCAGAUCCAAAGGAAACCGUAUUGUUGAGUGGAGUAAGUUCCUCGGUGAGUAGAAUUAACUCGGCUUCUUCAAGAAUCCCAAACAAUCAACCUCCAGACUUUCAAGCUCCAGCUACUGUCAGUGCGUCGCAGAAUUCAUGUGCAAGUGAUGGAAGAUCACCUAGCCGUGAUUUCAACACUGGGAAGACAGCUGAUCACUAUCAUCAAGAUCCGAGACCUUCUGGAGAUAGAACUGAUGGCAGAGAACACAGACCUCCAAAUCCAGGUUAUGGGGAUACAUCUCCAUGGGAAACGGAAUUUGUUGAUGCUACAACUGCUGCACGUGCGGCUGCUGAAUCUGCUGAAAGAGCGAGUUUUGCUGCACGUGCAGCCGCUGAGCUUUCUAGUAAAGAAAGGAUGAGGACGAUGCACUACUCUACAGAGUCGCCGAACUCAUCCUCUUAUGAUAAUUUAAGAAACGAGCCCUCACAUAGACACAAUAGUAGCUCAAAUGUGCAAAGCGGAGGUGUUGCUAAAGAAGAAAAUUUAAGAAGCAGUCACAUGCAAGAAGAGCAUUCUAAGAACACUGUUGAUGACCUACCAGACAAUACUUCAUGGAGGAGAGGUCAUUCUCGGGAUAACUCAUUGGAGAAGAGGCCGAACGACUUCUAUGCUAAAACAGAUAUAGAGAAGAAGCAGCAACCAAGUAUGGAUGAUAUAAGCCGUAGCUGUCAAGAUGAUGUUCAACUCAAGAAACAGUCAAGCCGGGGUUCAUCGGGUUCACAUACAAGCUAUUUUUCCGAUGAUAAUAACGUCGCUUCCUAUAUCCAUGCACCGAGCAUCUUGGAGGAUAACCGGUUUCAGAGCACUGUUAAAGAUACAGAGAGCCAGAAUCACGAUCAUGAUGUUGUUACUGCUCCGGCUUUUGAUGACUAUAGCUCGUAUUUUGAUAAACCUCAAUUCGACAAUGAAGAUGCUUAUGGCGAUGAACCAGAACAAGGAUUAGGAUUUUCAUUGCUUGGAAGCAGCAGCAAGACACCUGAUCAUUUGCCAACAGAGACAAAUUCAUGGGGCUUCAAAGGACACAAGUCUCUGGGACAACCCAGCUCAUCCUCAACCUCACAGGUUCUUGAAAAAGAGAAACCAAGUUUUCCAUUGUUUGAUGAUGGUCCUACAAGUCCUCCAGCUUCUCUGCAUGAGUCUGAGCCGUCUGCAAAGUUUGACGAUUAUGACCGAGGUUCUGAAAGUGAAGAAGACAAUCUGAGAAACAAAGGAAUACAUUCUGGACGUGUAGAAGAAAAGCCAAAGCUGACAUCUGAUAAGUCCUCAAUGUCUGAAGUUCCUGAUGAUUUAGGACGUUACUUUUUCCCCUCAGACUCGGAAGACCAAGGAGAUGAUUCCAAGCCACAAGAAGAGUCCGACGCAGAAACUCCUACAGGUCUGAGAUUUGGACCUCUAGCGGGUGGACUCAAGACUCCCCCGCCUCAUGGAAUGAGCCUGCCAAAAGACAAGAUAUUGUCCAAAUCUGGAAAAGAGCAUGUCCAAACUGAGGCUGAUCCGUCAGGGUCUUCUUCUAGCAGUACCAGGAAAGAUCUUUACCCUGAGAAAUCAAGCAACCCAGACAAAAGACCAAGCUACAUACCUCCAGAUUCAUCUUCUAGUGAUGAUGAAACAGAAAUGGAACUCCCAAAGAGAGUUUAUAUCAGAAAUCAAGAUAGAAUAACUGAGUCAAGAACCCGUCCCUCACAUCUUCAUUCGCGUGUCACCCAUGAUGACUCGAAGGAAGGCAUCCCGAUUCGGGCUUCUAGUAAAACUCAAGAGAGGAGGACCCGUAGGACCAUCCCUGAUUCUUCUGCCUCUUAUUUCAACUCAGUGUCCAGUGACGAUGAAGAUGAGAAAGAAGUCCCUAGAGAUGUUGUACGCACCCAAACCAAGCCUUCUAUUUCCAUCUCACGGAGAACAAAGGGCCAAGAUAGAAGAUCAUCCCUGGUUAAUGCGAAAACCGAAAAAGUCUCACAUGAUCAAGAAUCUCCUCCGAAGCUAAUUUCUGAGGCCAAACGACUGGCUAAGCAACAAGUGCCAGCUUCUUCAAGCUCUCUUCCAAAAACCGACAAAACUUCUCACGACCAAGAAUCUCCUCCAAAGGCCAAGCCGCUGGCUAAGCAACAAGGUUCAGCUUCAACUUCAAGCUCACUUCCAAAAACCAAAGUCUCUCGCUAUCAAGAAUCACCUCCAAAGCAAAGACCAGAGGCUAAGUCACUGGCUAAACAAGAAGGGUCAGCUUCAUCUUCAAGUUCUCUUCCCAAAAUUGUGACAUCACCAGACCCGGAAACUCCGGCGAAGGAGAAAGCUAGCCAUGUUCAUCCCAAGCUCCCAGAUUAUGAUGAUAUAUUUGCUAAACUCGGGGCUCUUCGUCGGUGAACUUCUUGCUCAUCCUCCCGUCUGUUGCUAUAGCUAUACAUUUAUUUAUAUUCAUUGUUUGUUUACUCUCAUUAUUUGGAUUGAUUAUUUGCGUGCCCGGAGGAUUAUUUUUUGCGGCGAUGUACUUCAUUUGUUAUGUACUUCAUUUGUAUGUGUCUAUUUCGUAUCAUGUACAAACAGAUGGUUUUAUAUUUUACGUUUCUUGUAGUGGUGACUUCAAUAUUGACAAUGAAA